Messenger RNA from Habropoda laboriosa, 4645 nucleotides. RefSeq names its product clustered mitochondria protein homolog (gene clu). The transcript has 17 exons. The record is from RefSeq and is a predicted model, not a curated record. Gene Ontology annotation, molecular function: protein binding; mRNA binding. Gene Ontology annotation, biological process: intracellular distribution of mitochondria. Gene Ontology annotation, cellular component: cytoplasm. Lineage: Eukaryota; Metazoa; Arthropoda; Insecta; Hymenoptera; Apidae. The coding region runs from base 73 to 4308 and encodes 1411 amino acids.
GUUACUGUGAACAAUAAGGACGUGCCGGCACGAACAGUAGUGUGAAACCUCGAAAGGGAUUGUCAGAGAAAGAUGACAUUGGGCGCACAAAUCGAGGCCUCCACGGAAAAUGGGAGUAUGAAAAUCCCUCUGAUGAAUGGCAACGAGGACGGUACCAGUACUGAUAUGAAGGAAGUUGCGGAGGAAACCGGAAGCACGAGCACACUCGCAAAGAACGUCGUCGAGAAGGGUGAAGUAGAAGCCACAAAAGAGAAAGGAAGCGAGACAGAAAAAGAGAAGGAGAAGGAGGAAGCAAAAGACAAGAAGAAUGAUAAGAGCGAAAAAGAAGAUGGAGAUAAAGAUGCUGGAAGUGAGCAAGAAAUUGUUUUCAUUCAAGAUAUGGGAUUCACCGUUAAGAUCGUUAGUCCAGGUGCUGAACCCUUUGAUAUUCAAGUAUCCAGUAUGGAAUUGGUUCAGGAAAUCCAUCAAUUGCUCAUGGAUCGCGAGGAUACCUGUCACCGUACGUGUUUCUCCCUUCAGCUCGACGGUAACACGUUGGACAACUUCGCCGAGCUGAAGAAUGUCGAGGGCCUAAAAGAAGGUUCGGUGAUUAAAGUCGUGGAAGAACCGUACACGAUGCGAGAAGCUCGUAUACACGUCCGACACGUUCGAGAUUUAUUGAAAUCCGUGGAUCCUGCGGAUGCUUAUAACGGCGUUGAAUGUAGCAGUUUGUCGUUCCUAAACGUGGUUACCAAUGGCGAUAUCCUCGAGAAGAAAAAGAGCAGAGCAGAUUCAGUCGAUUGUACUCCGCCUGAUUACAUUAUACCUGGCUGUAAAGAUAGGCCACUACUACCUCUACAACCGCAAGCCAAAGAACAAAAAUGUCCCCCUUGUUUAAAAGUAUUAACAACAUCCGGAUGGAACCCACCACCUGGUCAUAGAAAGCUUCACGGUGAUUUAUUAUACUUGCACGUGGUUACGUUAGAGGACAAGCAAUAUUACUUGACCGCGUGCGCCAGAGGUUUCUUCGUCAAUCAAUCGACAAAAGAAGUAUUUAAUCCGAAACCGGCGACCCCGAGUCAUCUGUGUCACAGCUUAAUUGAACUACUGAAUCAGCUCAGUCCAGCAUUUAAACGGGGUUUCACUGCUAUGCAAAGACGGAGGACGCAAAGACAUCCAUUCGAACGAGUCGCCACACCUUAUCAACUUUACGCCUGGUCCGCGCCUCAAAUUGAACACACGAUCGAUGCAAUACGCGCUGAAGAUACUUUCUCUUCUAAAUUGGGAUACGAAGAGCACAUCCCAGGGCAAACUCGAGACUGGAACGAGGAGUUACAGACAACGAGAGAACUACCUCGUAAAAAUUUACCCGAAAGACUGCUUAGAGAACGUGCUAUUUUUAAAGUACACAGUGAUUUUGUCGCUGCUGCAACUCGAGGAGCAGUGGCUGUAAUAGAUGGUAAUGUAAUGGCAAUAAAUCCAGGCGAGGAAGCGAAGAUGCAGAUGUUUAUUUGGAACAAUAUAUUCUUCUCCCUUGGAUUCGAUGUUAGGGAUCAUUACAAAGAACUUGGUGGCGAUGCUGCUGCUUUCGUCGCGCCUAGGAACGAUUUACAAGGUGUCAGAGUGUACGCUGCCGUUGACCUGCUCGGUCUUUAUACGCUUGGUACCGUUGUAAUCGAUUACAGAGGAUAUCGUGUCACCGCUCAGUCAAUCAUCCCUGGAAUCUUGGAACGUGAGCAGGAGCAAUCCGUAGUUUAUGGUUCUAUAGAUUUUGGAAAAACUGUUCUCACGCAUCCAAAGUAUCUUGAAUUGUUGAACAAAACUGGUCAACAAUUAAAAAUUCUUCCUCAUAAAGUUAUCAACGAUGCCGGUGAAGAAGUUGAGCUUUGUAGCAGUGUAGAAUGCAAAGGUAUUAUUGGGAAUGAUUCUCGACAUUACGUGUUGGACUUGUUACGAACUUUCCCUCCUGAUGUCAACUUCCUCAAACUGGAAGGUGUAGAACUGAGUAAAGAGGCUAGAGCUUUAGGUUUUCCAAUUGAGCACAAACAUAAAUUAGCAUGCCUUCGUCAGGAAUUGAUCGACUCGUUUGUCGAAGCUAGGUACGUGCAAUUCAUUAAACAUGCCGCUGUUCAUCUUCAGCAACUUACGUCUGCAAGAAGAGUGCAAAAGGAAAAGGAAACCACUGCCAAAGAAGGUAAAAAGGAAGAAACCAAUGCCAUUGCAGUGGAUAGUAAUAAAGAAGAUUCUACUCACGCAUUAAUUGAAACAGACGAAGCUAAGAAAAUCGUUGAGAGUAUUACGGAUUCAAUUACUGGUGGGGAGAAACAAGAAUUGGAAGAAAGUACAAAGGAAAUUGUUCGAAGAGCUGCAACUGCAGUCGGUAGUUUACGAGAUGCCGAAUUUGACGUCAGGUUUAAUCCAGACGUAUUCUCUCCGGGUGUAAGGCAUCCUGAUCCAAGUGGUCCUGCUUUAAAAAAACAGAAGCAAUUGGUGCAAGAUGCCGCUGACUUUUUACUCACCGUGCAGAUACCUACUUUUAUUCGAGAAUGUUUGGAUCACACUGCUGCUGCAAUGGACGGUAAUACAUUAGUAGAAGCUUUACACGGUAAAGGUAUCAACGUGCGAUACCUUGGCAAAUUAGCAGCUAUGUUAUCUACAGUUCCACAGUUGCAAUACCUUAAGCGAAUCGCUGUUUCAGAGCUUCUUUUGCGUUCAGCAAAACACAUUUUUACAUUUUAUAUGCAGGGUACGGAAUUGAUGAGUCUUUCCGCAGCAAUUAGCCAUUUCUUAAAUUGCUUAUUAUCAUCUGCACAAAUCAUUCAUCCACAACAAAAUCUGGAAGAGCUUCAAAGUAAAACUGCCAAGCGACGCAAUAAACGAAAAGGUAGAAAUAACGGUCCGCAACAGUCUGAAGUGGAAUGGGCUUCCUUGACACCUAAGUCUCUUUGGCAACAAAUUAAAGCGGAUCUAAAAUGUUAUUAUGAUUGGGAAACGCUGUGUCCAGAAUCGUUGGACGCCACGAUAGAACAUUUUCAUCUUCAGAAAAUCUCGUUGCUUCGCAAUUUCUGUAUAAAGACUGGUAUCCAAAUAUUAUUACGUGAAUAUAACUUCGAGAACAAGAAUAGGGCCACGUUCUUCGAGGAAGACAUCCUCAACAUAUUCCCUGUUGUGAAGCAUAUCAAUCCUAGGGCUAGUGAUGCAUAUAACUUCUAUACAACUGGUCAAAAUAAGAUUCAACAAGGCUACUUGAAAGAUGGAUACGAAUUAAUCAGCGAGGCGCUGAAUUUACUGAACAAUGUUUACGGUGCUAUGCAUCCUGAGAUAGCACAGUGCCUAAGAAUGCUUGCACGAUUGAAUUAUAUAAUGGGUGACCACGGUGAAGCUCUUUCUACUCAACAAAAAGCGGUUCUUAUGUCGGAACGUGUUAACGGAAUAGAUCAUCCAUAUACCAUUACUGAAUAUAUUCAUCUCGCCUUGUACUCCUUCGCUAAUGGUCAAGUUUCCGUGUCACUUAGGUUAUUAUACAGAGCACGAUAUUUGGCUUUGUUGGUUUGUGGUGAAGAUCAUCCAGAAGUAGCGCUUCUUGAUAGCAACAUUUCAUUGAUACUUCACGCUGUUGGGGAGUACGAAUUGUCGCUCCGCUUUUUGGAGCACGCAUUGGCUCUAAAUCUUCGGUAUCAUGGGCCACGGUCUUUGAAGGUAGCUGUUUCUUAUCACCUUGUCGCAAGAACUCAGUCUUGCAUGGGUGACUUCCGGGCAGCUUUAAAUAAUGAGAAAGAAACGUAUGCUAUUUACAAGCAACAGUUAGGCGAGGAUCAUGAGAAAACCAAAGAAAGUAGUGACUGCUUAAGACAUCUCACGCAACAGGCCGUAGUUCUGCAGAAAAAGAUGAACGAAAUUUACACUGGCAAAUCGGGAGUCAGUCUACCCCCGAUUCAGGUGCAACCGCCUAGUAUGGGGUCCGUACUUGACAUGUUGAACGUAAUUAAUGGUAUUCUGUUCGUUCAAAUUAGCCAACAGGAUAUCGAGAACUUUAAAGCAGAAAUAGAGAAACGACAGAAGGAACAGACGCCUGAUGGUGAAAUCAAGGCGAUCCAAAAUGGAAACAAGAAGAGUGAAAAGGAGAAUAAGAAGGAGGAAAAAGAAAAUAAUAAAAAAGAGGAGAAGGAAAAUAAAAAGAACGAGAAAGAGAGCAAAAAAGAAGACAAAGCGAAUAAAAAAGACGAUAAGGAAAACAAAAAAAUAGAGAAGAAGGUUGAAACACAGAAAGUAGAAUUGAAAAAAUUAGAAGAAAAUAAGACGUUAGAACCAGUAGUUGCAGAGAGCUGAGCUCGUUUUAAACCGCUAAUGAUGAUACUUAGUAGUUUUUUUUUCUGAAUCCUAGUCUUUCCCUGCCCGCGUCCAGUCUUUUUAAGAGUAACGCGAGCACGGCAUAUAUUAUUGAUUGGGAUAAAUCGAAAAUGGCAGUGUUUGCUCGAUAUGAGGAUCUUUCGUGUAUCGUAUGUACGUUCAUAAAGUGCUAUCGGAAUCGGAACUUUUACUGUGUGGCGACCGACGACAGUAUGGGUGAAACUUUUCGAGAGAGCUAAAUUUCCUAACGCUCGCGAUGCUCGACUAUAAUACGCCAAGCUGCAGAAUUUAUUUGACUGAUUUAUGACUGCAUAUA